GAUAUUCUGUCGCCAGCGAUAGCCCGGUCGCACUUUCACAGCACCAGCUACCAUUGCUGGAAACUUGUAGCGCGGGUGCUGUGUUCAGCCGUCUACAAAGCCAGGCUGCAGCAGAGCUUGGCCCAGCGAAGUUGGAACGAUGGCUAGUCCAUCUCAGCAGGGACAAGAUGGAGAUGUCCUCUCUCCAGAGUACAUGGCCCUGCUCCAGAGCCUGUGCAGACUGACUCAACCGACAGUGAACGAAAUCAGUGGCAUAUUCAACGGUGAGUUCCGCCGCGCUUUGGGAGACGGAAAAACGAAGCCUUCCAAAAGGUCCGAGGCUCAAUCAACUUCCCGUGGAGGUCCGUCAACAUCCCGGGGAGCGCCAUCCCGUGGUUCAAGGAAACGCGGCGGCAAGUCAGCCAGUCGCGGUCGAGGCAAGGGUCGUGGUCGUAAGGGUGCUAAAGGCGACGACCCGGACGAUGACGAUGGUGAUGAUGGUGGCAACGGCGGAGUUGCCGACAACGGAUACCAGCGUGGCUGCACUUGGGAGCCUGAUCAGAAGCCCUGCUGGAUUAUAGCCGAGCUGGAUCCGUGGAAUCGCACGCUCGCCAAGGGUUUCUUCGAACUGCACGAGCACAAGUGGGGGGAGCUCACGCUCCAGGGUUACGCCUGGCCAGACACCAGUCCACCAACACUCCCGGAGGUGCUUCGGGUUUCGCUACUGGUGCACUUGCUCCUGCGACAGCACAGAUGCGUCCUGCGUGUCGUGUUGGACAUGGUUAUCAACAAACUCGAACCCAUGAUUUUCUGGCACGCCAUUAAGAGCUGCGCCGGGGGCCUCAAGUUCUUCCAGUUUUACUCCGACGACGCCCACUUAUUCGGCCAGGUGCCUCAAGCGGAUGCUGUCAUGUGGGCUCACUCAGUUGCUACCCUGGCAAGUGUUCGCAUUAUCCACCUAGCGCGCGUGUUCUUCGACAGAGAAAUAGCGCUGGUGCUCGGACGCUACGUGGAAGACUCCACUGCCCUUAUCGAUCUAACCUUGAAUGGAGUCACAGCCGACAGCGAUGACGCUGCUACAUUCCUAGACUAUGUGGCCCGCAACCGCACGCUGACGAAGAUGUGGCUGCAGCAAGACCUCCUAAUGGCUCGAGGAGGCGACGCCCUUGCGAACGUCGUCCGCAACCACGUUACCCUCGAUUCCCUCGAGGUCGCUGGCGCAGGAACCGCUACUCCAUCGGCUGUCCUGAAGGCAGCUGUGCAGAGCCCCAGCCUGCGGUCACUCAUUGUCAACAGAUGCGUCAUCAGUGCUCCGGACGUCAGAGCGAUGGCCGCCGCCCUGACCCGACGCCCACCGUCUCCGGCCACCGCUGAGGGCGCGACAGCAGCGCCGCCUUCCCCGACGAGCCACUUGGAGAACCUCAGCUUCCUGAGCUGCGGCGGAACGGAUGCGCGGUUGCAAAGAGCCUAUGCCAGCCUCAUCGGAGGUGUGCUGCUCCGCCUGACGGUGACGGACUGCUCUGUCGCAGAUGUCUUCGCGUCGGCUGUCGCUAAAAAACUUAGCACUGACACUCGCCUACGAGAGCUGUUUGUGCAGCACAACCCAUUCACCACCAAUGGACGCCGCACCAUAGUCCAGGCCCUGCAGGUGAACAAGACACUCGAGACAUUGGCAAUCAGCUUGAUGCCCGCGCCCGACCUCUCCCGUAUGUUCGACAUCAUCCGGGAACUCGACGUCUCUCGUCUGAUCCUCGGCUGGGGGAACCCGAGCGGAUUUGAUUUCGCAGAGGGAAACCACUUGUGCAGGGUGUCCUCCGCCUUCUUUGAUUUGGACAGGCGCGACCCAGAGGACGCCAGAGUUCUUCUGGACACCCUUGCAUCAAGUCGCCAAGUGAACGCGGUUAGCCUGGAGUGCACACAUUUCUCAGUGCCAGCCGUGCUCCGACACCUAGCCGAGGCGGUCGGCAAGACCAAGUACCUUAGAGAGCUGAAACUGACCCUUGAUGUACCCGAAGCCUACGUGGUCAGCGCACUUCGGGCGAUGGAAGAUAACAAGAGCGUCCACAGGUUGCACCUCUCCAAGAUUACCUUCAAGAGGCGGGCAGUGAAGGCGCUGGGCCGAAUGGUAGAGCAGAACCGAACGAUCAACCUGCUCAAUAUUGACCUCAUGCAGAGCGGCAUUGACAACUGGACCCAGCUGAGGUCUGUCUGCCGCGAGCUGAAAGAGGCCAUUCUCCGCAAUCGCUUUCUCAUAUCAGUGAACGUGACUGUGGGCAAUGACAACCGCGCCAGCGACUAUCCCAUCAAGGAAGCUUUGCGGCGUAACAUGAUGAUUGUGAAUCAAGCCAUCCGGUUCGUCUACGGGUCCAUGAACAAGAGCCAUGCCCUAGCCUUCGAGACCCUUCAGUACUCGUUAUCCGUGAAACAUAUGAUGUGCGAGCACUUUGACAUCACCGAAAGGGAUGCGCUGGCAAAGAUCGAUGACGCUCGAAACCGUCUGGCUGCCAACUACUUCAUCCUCACUGGCGUCAUCCGGGAGAGGAUAACUUGCGACCGCAGGGGGAAAGCCACGAUCGGCGAACUCGACAUGGAUCUCCUGGCCCGCAUUUGCAGCUACCUCAGCCUCACGGAUGUCAUGGACGUCUAAGACGCCAGUGAGAACCCUGUCUCUUGUCAGAGGCAAAUGCCGCACUGCCUCAGCUACGAAAAAAGCCCAUGUCAUCAUUUAAUUCAAAUUCAAACAGCUUAGAGUCACAAUUAUUCAGCCGCACUUUUCCUUCAGAAAGCAUUUUGUGCUCUUCCCUGGCCACCAUGUGCGUAAGCUGCAAACUUACACCUGUCCAUUCGGAUUAGCAGAUACUUCUCGUAUCGAACCACCUCAUUAGGCCACCUUGUUACCGCCUUGACGAUUCACUACGUAAUUGAUUAAUUCAAGUCAUCCUCAAAUAGUACCCCGUAUGAAACAUCUUGAUCCGUACAAAUACUUUCUUAAUGGUAUUCAUUGUACUCGGGCGCUUCCAUCCAGCUCUCUGGAAAGUACUUAAUUUGAUAACAGUACUACACCAACACGUGUCCACGUCGCUUUCCUAUCGUGACAUACGUUUGAUUAGCCCGACGCAAUAUAUCAUCUUUUUUUCUCUUUCGCAAAACAAACCUCACUUUUUAAUCAUGAUGCUCAUUUUAGGCCCUAGCUUUUAAUAUUUUUCAUGCGUGUUGUAACACCCUUACUCUUUAUUGUGGCUUUUAUAAGUUCAUGGAAAGUCUUGAGGAGCGGCGCGUUUUCUAAACUGAUGUUGCUCACGACGAAUGUCGUAGGGCUUUUCCAGUUCAAAGUUGUGAUGCAUUGCCGCCAUUACACCUUUGAAAUGAACAUGUUUGUAGUUCGAAAAGAGAAGGAAAUUUACUCUUCAAUAAAAUGGUUCCAGCUGUUG
Messenger RNA from Dermacentor silvarum, 3410 nucleotides. RefSeq lists its product as uncharacterized. Lineage: Eukaryota; Metazoa; Arthropoda; Arachnida; Ixodida; Ixodidae. The transcript is spliced from 11 exons. Bases 140 to 2626 code for a protein of 828 amino acids. The record is from RefSeq and is a predicted model, not a curated record.